Molecule: messenger RNA, 1824 nt
Organism: Zingiber officinale
Lineage: Eukaryota; Viridiplantae; Streptophyta; Magnoliopsida; Zingiberales; Zingiberaceae
Product: probable membrane-associated kinase regulator 4
Exons: 2
Coding region: 558-1286 (242 amino acids)
Cellular component (GO): plasma membrane
Molecular function (GO): kinase inhibitor activity
Source: RefSeq, a predicted model, not a curated record
UGAUUAAAAAAAACAUGAUUUUUGUUUUUAUUUUUAAAUUAUUAUCAACUAGUUGCGUAGAUGCUCCGAUAGAACAAAAAAGAAUGCCUCCAUUCAAAGUGUUCUUCCUCAUUUCCGUAGCAAAAAUUAUUAUAUAAACGUCUAUAAGACAAUGCCUACGCUCUGGAUUCUGGUAAUAUUAAGUUGUUAAUAAAGUCAUUUGAUAUCUUACUACAUAGCUAAACAAGCACAUAAUUCGAGGAGAUUUGGGUUAGGGCUUCGAAAUGAUUAAUUAUUUUAGUUUUUAAUAUUUUGUGCUAAGGAGGAACAAUUUGACAAAACUGAUAUUUUAUAUUAACUUAGAUGGAAAUGAAUUUAAUGAAUAAUAUUUUAAUGUCAAAUAUGAAAACUCAAAUGAACAAAAAUUUCCCCUUUCUUUUGGCUCUAAAAUCUUGAUCUUAGUGAGUGAGACAGGUGUUCGACACAAUGCCUCAGUGAACCCAGCUCUGCUUUAAAAGCCACCUUCACUCCUCCCCAAGCACCACGCCAUCGCCGAGAGCAAACAGAGAUCAGCGUCCAUGGCGGAAGAAGACUUCAUCGACAUCGACUUCGCUUCCUUUCAGCCGGAGUUCGAAUUCCAUAUGACCUCCGACGAUCCACCCCUGCCCUCCCCCGCCGACGAGCUCUUCUACAAGGGCAAGCUCCUCCCCCUCCAGCUCCCCCCUCGUCUCCAAAUGGUCCAGCAGCUCCUCCGCAACGCCUCCUCCUCCGCCACCGCAACGCCAUACCACUCCUGCAACGUCAGCGGUGAGCUCAAUCCCGAGGAAGAGGACUACUUCCAGGACAGCUUCGCCGAGCUCAACCCCAAGAAAUCAUGGGCCAAGAAGCUCAAGGAGGCCACUCUCAGCCUCAAAGUCAAAGCUUCCAGAUCUUAUUUCAAAUCCCUGUUCCACAAACCUCGACCCACAAAUGACAAAUUGGAAGGCCCAAAAACCUCGAGGCGCCGUCAAAAUCCAAACAUGGCGGAAGACGAGAGCUGGAGCAAGUCCUCCGCCGCUUCUUCCAAGUCGUCGUCCUUCUCCAGCGAGUUCAGCGGCGGUAAGUCCAUGCUGAGGCGGAGCAGCAGCGCGAGCUCCGACGCGGAGACCUCGAUCCAGGGAGCGAUCGCCUACUGCAAGAAGAGUAGUCAACGUGUGGUUGACUCCGGUCACUCCGCUGCCAGGAAGAGCGCGAGCAAUGCCGGCUUCCACUUGCUCUCCGCUUCCAGAAUUGCACCGAACUGUGAUCAGGCGAAGCCUCCGAGUUAGAUUUGCCCCCCUUUUGCCUUGUUGUUCUUCUUCUCAUGGGAAAGAAAGAAAAAAGUUUCUGUAAACAAAGAACAGAGGACGCAGAGUUCGAAGGUUGACUUUUUGUGUCUUCCUCGCUUAAUUUUGUCUUCAUGCAUGUUCUCUGGAGCUGAUGGAGACAAAAGCAUGAUCAUGGUGCUGGCAAUAAUUGCAGAAACCCACCGAAGAACAAAUUGAUUCCUUGAUUGGAAUGCAGGAUAUGGAAAAAUAUUUGAGGUGUAGACAAAUAAUCCAUAAACUAAGCAAAGGUGUCUAAAGAGGAACUAAAGGAAACCAGAGCAACCUACUUGGAGUGAGAUGCUGUGGAGCAUUUGCCUGCUUUAUUUAUUUUGCAUUAGAUAGACAUCAAUGAUGAGUAUAGUCAAAUCUCUAACUUUUUAGGCUUUCUUAUGGCUUAAUUUUUAAAUUUAUUUUUAAUGUUUUUAUUGGUCACAAAUGCAUCAGAGGUUCACAUAAAUUUCUACGGACGGCCAAGAUAUCUGAAAUGAAUAUAAUCAUU